CUCUUUGAAGCUACGGAAACUCUCAUCUAUUUACAAUAAUGCCGUGUCACGAUUGGAGUUUAACUGGUCUCGUAGGCGCGUUUCUGAAUCUCUCCGUAGCUUAUUUGCUUCUCUGCACAUCGCUUUUUAUACACGUCGUGUUGAGAUCUCUAGGGCUUCUAGGUUUCUCUCUUCCUAGAUUCCACAACGGACGUUUCGGUGUUCCAAACACGUGCAUUGAAGGGGAUCUGGUGGCUUGUGCAUCAGAAAGUAUCUCAUCCGUAGAUAGAUUGAUCAAAAGCAAGAUCCCUUUUGGUUCGAUUACUAGUGAUGAUGAUUCGAAACGUCUUCUUGAAACGAAGCUUGUGAGAAAGAACAGUGGUGAUGUUAGUAAUGCUAGGGUUAAGGACGAAACAGAGGAAGAUGUGUCAAGAGAACAGAAUGCGAAAGAACUCGGUGGAUUUAACCUAAUGACCGUUCAGGGCGUGAAAGGUAAGCGUUUUGUUACACGAAAAUCAAGAAAAGGUCUUAAGAACCCUAGGAGAUGCCGUGUGGAUUACGGUAGUCUUGGAUCGGUUUCUUCAUCAGAAGCUUUUGACGAGACAGUAAAACAUCCUGUAAUGCAGCCUUAUGAUCAUGUCUUUAUCAGACGUUCCAAUGAUGACCUCAAAGAUGAUGAUGUUAAGACAAAAGAGAGGAUUGGUCUGUCUCAAUGGCCGAUACUUAAAAAAACGGUAUCACUUGAUGAACAAGUAAAGUCCAGUUCAUCAUCAGCAAACCUAUGUUUUGUUAGAAAUGUAGAGGAAAAAACUGUGAAUGAAUUAGAGGAGGCACUGAAGCAAGAGCGAGCUGCUCGAGCAGCGGUUUGUGUUGAGCUAGAUAAAGAGAGAAACGCAGCGGCAUCAGCAGCCGAUGAAGCCAUGGCGAUGAUACAUAGGCUGCAAGACGAGAAGGCAGCGGUAGAAAUGGAAGCCAUGCAGUUCCAGAGAAUGGUCGAAGAGAGAUCUACGUUCGAUGCUGAAGAGAUGGUCAUACUUAAAGACAUUUUGAUACGUCGCGAGAGGGAAAAAUAUUUCUUGGAGAAAGAAGUCGAAGCUUAUAGAGAUCUGCUCAUUGAGACAGAGGAAUCUGAAUGUUCUUUACCGAAAGAGAACCAAAAAGAAGAACCUCCUCAAGAGAGAAGAGCAUUUCUUGUUAAAGAACAUGAUGGGACGGUUCUUGACAUGCCUUAUAGAGAAGAUAAGAACAGAUAUUUGUAUACGUCGGAUUCAGAAGUUGCGUACUCACGUGUGCGUGAUGUUUACAUGGCGAAGGAAGAGAAAGAGAACGUGGGGAAAAAGAAGAGUUCAGAAGGAUCUUCUGUUAACAACGGUAUCAUUGUCUCGGGGAUUGCUCGAAAGCUUCCUCCACUGUGUCGUCCACGCAAACAAUCGUUAAGCUCUUCGGGUUCGAGGAGGAAGUCGAUGUCUGCGGUUGAUUAUGAGAGGUUAAAGAUUGAGAAUGAAGUGGAGCUAUUGAGAGAAAGAUUAAAAGUUGUCCAGGAGGAAAGAAAUGAGCUUACAAGACGAGCAUCUCUGCCUCCUUUAUCAUCGAAGGUUAGGGUUACGACAAAGAACCGAGGUUUGAGAAGAUCUUCCAUGGACCUUCAUUCUUCUUAA
This is a messenger RNA of Raphanus sativus (radish), 1637 nucleotides long. RefSeq lists its product as uncharacterized. NCBI's taxonomy places the organism in Eukaryota, Viridiplantae, Streptophyta, Magnoliopsida, Brassicales, Brassicaceae. The coding region runs from base 39 to 1637 and encodes 532 amino acids. The transcript has 3 exons. The record is from RefSeq and is a predicted model, not a curated record.